Linnemannia hyalina is the source of this 2988-nucleotide messenger RNA. NCBI's taxonomy places the organism in Eukaryota, Fungi, Mortierellomycota, Mortierellomycetes, Mortierellales, Mortierellaceae. The record is from the annotation of a GenBank genome assembly.
AUGGGGUCGCAUCACCAAACCACAGAUGCCUUCAGCGCCAUUCCUCUCCCACCCACCCAGUUACAUUCACGCCCUACGACAAACACAAACACAUCACUCCAAGCCGCCACAACCCCCACCAACGGAUACUUUACACCCUUGCCGGAGCAACCAGAGACUAGUGUCGUCAAGAAGGAAGCCAAGACACCAAAGGCGAAGAAGGAUGGCGAGCCACCCAAGGUCGGAAAGAAACGAGGCCAGUACAAGAAGACUAUUCUUCGGAAACAGGCCGAGGCCGAGGCUGCUGCAGCCGCAGCCGCCGCAGCCGCGGCCGCAGCAGCAGGGGUGCCUUAUAUUACCCCCCGCCCUUUGAGUCCGAUCGCUUCAACAAGGCUCCAGCCGACAAAACUUCACACGACAUCAUUACCGAGAUCAGGGACGGCAAGCCAUUCAUCGACGAUCGAAAGCCUUGCCAUCAAGUCGCAAAAGUCCCGGCACGAUAUUCCUGCGGAUCGCACAGCUCUGGAGAUGGAGCAGGAGCUUGCCAUGCUUGCAGAAGAGGCGGAAGAGGAUAGGAUACGUAGAGAGGAGGAGGCUGCGGAUCGAAUCCUGAAACGAGCGCAGGUUGUCAAGCAUCUUCGAUCACUCAAGUCCAAGCUGGCGACGGCACAGAUUCAAAUCGGGCAUGACCUGCACUACCAGAGUGUUGAUCUCUUCUCACAGCUCUACGACGAGGUUCUUGAGGAUAUCGGGAAGAACAACUCGGAGAUGAUGGACCUCCUAAAGAGCGCACGCGAGCAGGACGGAGAGCCACAGUCGGACCAGGAAGAGUUGACUCAUAGUCACCCAGGACAUAUGCUGACACGAUCUUCGGACAGACCCAAGAAGCAAGAUCUUAUCGCUUCACUAUCCUCCCCUGCCCCCUUCCCUUCCCGGAGUCAGUUCUCGGAUUCGCACAGUAGCUCAGCCCGAAGGCUGGAAUUUGAGGGCGGCUUCGAUGACGAUGGCGUGAAGCUCAAGAGAUAUCGGCGAGGGAGGAGCGAUGGUCACUUCAUUGGCCAGUCAUGGGAUGUCGGUUCGGGACAAGAAAACGGAUCUGUUGGAGCCAAGGCGAUGACGUUGGUUAGUUCGAGAUCGAAGCACCAGGACACUGAUGGCUCAAGCAAGCCGAAGGUUUAUCAGCUGGAGGAUGACGACACUGACGAUGAUGAUGACGAGGGACAUAGAGAGGUUGGUAUGCCAACGCCAAAGAGGCAGUGCGUCCUCGGACCAAGAACACGUGAGGAGCUGCAACUUCGGCAGCGUCGAGAGCUGGAAGAGCUGCAGGCACAGCAACGCCAGGAUCAGGAGGAGUUUCAGCGGAAGCAGUUGGAUCAGCUUCGGGAGUUGCAGGAAAAGCACAACGAGGAGUUUCACAAGUUUGAGGCGGCCAAGGCGAAGGUGUACCAGGAGCACCUGGAUGGACUCGCAGAGAAGCGCCUCAAGAUCAGUCGGUCACAAUACCACCGCACCCACCAUGGAACACCUACUCGUCCAAAACAAAAGUCGGCCUACUCCUCCUCGUCCCUCGCAUACGAGUUUGAGAGCGGUUUCGACGCAUACAGCAGCGAUGCCUCGUCAUCUCCGUCCCGGUCGCCAUCUCCUCCGCCUCGACAUAUUUCACAGCAGCCUCAACAGUCCCAUCCGUCCAUGAAAACAUUUUCAUCGGUCAUGGAGCAGUCGCACACAGACAGGAGCACAUUCUCGCCUGUGCCUGUGGUGAAUACCCCGAGGGCACCCAAGACACCCAGUAGCGUUCACCAGCUUCCCAUGUCGACCAUGACGAUAGCAUUGGCGGCGAUGAACGAGAAGAAGAAGCAACUGAAGCGGGCCAACAAGAAGCAGAGCGAGUACGAAAGAGCAGCGGACUUGUCCGAGAACGGAGGCUAUUCCGGUGGCAGGCUCCAGAGUCCGCCUAUUUGGAGUCAGAAGCGAGGGGCUGAGGAGGAGGAGAGAGUCGAGGUUAAACGGCGGGCAUCAGUUGUCAGCACAACAUCGGAGUCCCAUUCGUCCACCACCACCACCACCACCAACUCACGUCACACUCAGCAUUCAACAGAGCAACAUCUCCAUUCAGGACUACAGCAAGGAUCGCACAGAUCCAUCGACCAGUCUUCACCAUUUGCUGACCAAACUGAAUUGCCACAGACGCCGACACCCAAGGCCCGCGGCAGGAAGCGCAAGAAUACCCAAGCUACCAGAGUGGUUCCAAAUGACCAAGACGAUUCUUCUCAGGAGACACCAUCAAAGACGCCUAUUGACUUUAACAAGGAGCUGCUGAGUCACUUUGACAACUGGAAGCCUGACGAGAAGACGGAACACUUCUUCGACUUGGUGCUGAGCGACCCACCCGAGACCCAUGUUGGCGAGGCCGACGUGGAAGGAUUGCUGAGUGGUGGACGGCGACCAUCCGAGGGUGCAUCAGGCGUUCAGGAAGCGAACGCGACUCCGACAUCCAAUGCCUUCCGGUGGUAUCAAGAGCAGCAGAGACUGGCGGACGAAUUGGCGCAGCACCCCAAGAUGACACCUAUGCGGCUCAAUGGCGAAACUGGCAAAGGGGCCACCAUCCCUGCAGUAUCUUCCCCCAUGUCUGUCGCUGGCGACCAGACUCACGGUGGAUCACCCUUUGCCCAGGGACUUGUACCCGGUGAGGAUCCGCUGGCGGCCUUUAUCGAGCCAGGCAAGAAAACGCGUCAAGUUCGAGGGACCUCGAGUCAUGACCACAACAAAAAUGGACGAAACACCCCAUCCACAAGCGAAGGUCAGCAUGGCGGCGUCUGUGUCGGCGGUAGCAGUCAAGGAGGCCAGAGUCACUUUAUUACAGAUUCAUCCCCUUUCCUGGAGAGCUCACCGAUGUCGAUGCUCUUCUCCGAGGACGGAGCAGACGACUGGAACUUUGGCGCAUUCACGACCAACGCGACGGACGAGUAUCUGAACACCGACUUCUUGCAGAAUAAAUUCAUUCAUUGA